Messenger RNA from Microplitis demolitor, 1356 nucleotides. Its product is annotated as clavesin-1. The record is from RefSeq and is a predicted model, not a curated record. Gene Ontology annotation, molecular function: phosphatidylinositol bisphosphate binding. Gene Ontology annotation, cellular component: membrane. The transcript is spliced from 6 exons. The coding region runs from base 304 to 1230 and encodes 308 amino acids. NCBI's taxonomy places the organism in Eukaryota, Metazoa, Arthropoda, Insecta, Hymenoptera, Braconidae.
UUAUUUAAUGCAUUUAAUAUUUAAAAACCAAUUUAUAUUUGAUCCAGUUGUAUCGAGUAUGCAUUUAUUACUUGAGUUCAUCACUUUACUUUUGAAUAUUAUUGACCGUGGAGGUAAGCGUAGUUAACAGGUUGUUCAUGAGUCAGUUGUUAUGAAGUCAUGCCAGUGAGUGCUUGUUUUCUCGCUAAAAUGUUUGUAUCAAUCGAUAAGUUAUUUUAAAAUUGAGUGAAUUUCAAUCAAAAAUCGAUUUCUGUUUUCUACAGUACAACGCAAAUAUUUUCAGUUAAACGAGAUUUAAAAAAAAUGUCAGAGUAUUGUGAGUUCAUGUGGGAUCCAACACGCAGUUAUGUUGAUCUUGCAAUGCCCAGGACUAUUAAUGAUGAAGAAACAAGAAUGGAAGCCAAAGAUAAAAAAUUAGCGAUUGAAAUGGUUCGAACAAUUUUACGAGGAAUGCCCGAAGUAGAUCUGAAGGUCUGCACUGAUGAAUAUAUAACACGAUUCCUGUUAGCCCGGAGGUAUCACAUAGAACAAACCGCUUCACUAAUAGCCGCUUAUCAAGCUCAAGUAUUACAUCGGCAAGAUAUUUUCGGAAAUUUGACUGCACGUGAUCCAGCUUUGCAACGUGCUCUUCGAGCUGGUAUACCAGGAGUACUUCCAGCACGUGAUAAGAAAGGCCGAUGCGUUCUGAUAAUUUUGACUUCCCAAUGGGAUCCUAUUGCCGUACCAGUAUUAUCAAUUCAACGCGCCAUAUUUUUGGUUCUUGAAAUUCUUAUUCAGGAUUUUCGUAAUCAGCAAUCCGGAUUCGUUAUAAUAGUAGAUUGGAGUGGGUUUUCAUUACGUCAUGGAAAAGCUUUUGGAACAUAUGCUCUACGAAGCUUGAUAACUUCUCUUCGUGGAAAAUUCCCAGCAAGAUUCAAGGCCAUCCAUUUUUUGUCACCUCCAUUAUAUGUGCAAGCAACUCUUGCACUCGUAAAACCUUUUCUUGACGAAAAAGUGCGACACAAGAUUUAUCUCCAUGGGAAUAAUCUCAGCACUUUGCAUGAGCAUUUACAAACUGACAUUCUACCUUCUGAAUUCGGAGGAACAGGACCUGCCUUUAAUCCAAGCCUCUGGGCAGAACCAGUUAUUCAUUCCGCAAUGAAAGAAGUGGAAAUUUCUGUAAUGGAACGAGAUAAAAAUAGUAAAAAAAUUUUGGAAAAUCCAAAAUCUACACUUCAAUCGCUCAUGUGAUAGUAAAAAAUAAAUAAAUAUCAUUGAAAAAGUAAAAACACUUAGUCAGAAUUUCCAUUAUCAUUAUUAAAAAUUUUUUAUUCUAAAUAAGACUGUAUUUUUAAUAUUCCUGGUUGAGAAAUCCGA